This is a messenger RNA of Ananas comosus (pineapple), 1826 nucleotides long. RefSeq lists its product as uncharacterized. Lineage: Eukaryota; Viridiplantae; Streptophyta; Magnoliopsida; Poales; Bromeliaceae. The record is from RefSeq and is a predicted model, not a curated record. Bases 165 to 1604 code for a protein of 479 amino acids. The transcript has 9 exons.
UCUCUCUACAGCUUCAUUUGCCCACGCUCAUCCUUUGCUCUCUCCCCUGCUUUCAAGUAAGCGGCUCUCUAUGAGAAAAAGGAGAAAAAAGAAGCAGCUUUGUGGGCCCAGAGUGGUAAAGCAAGAGCUGAAGCAGUCGCGGCUUUUAGCUGUUUGGAGCGACAAUGGAAGACUAUCUUGCCCGACUUCUAAAUUUAACUUCAUAUAUAAGUCACAGUAUUAUCCAAUUUAUUGGGGAUCUUGUUUUUGGAAAUGUUGAGAGAAUAUCAUGUGGUCCGGAACCUUCAUUUUCCGGAUGGCGUGGAAGGACUUUGCACAGCAUCGAUCACCCCUCUCGAAGAGAGACUUCUAUGUUUCCUGAUUAUUCUGAUUCUAUUACAGAAGUAAACCGUUCGCGGACAGUUGUACUAUGUCGGGCUAAAUUAUUUAUUUGCCGAGGAUUGAUGUUCGGCCUCAAACUGGGAGCUAAAUUUGUAGCUGCUGGUUUUAAACGUGGCCAUUUCUAUAUCAAAGGACUCAAAGUCCGAGCGCAAGGGUUCAUACGUCGCUUGAGGAGGACAUUGCAGGGAUCUACAGAGGAUAUCGGAUGGUUGCAAAGAGACGAAGGGCUACCUCCUGUCGAGGAUGGUACAGCUCGAUUUAAAGAGAUUCUUUGUGACGUUAGAAAUGGUGUGCAUCGUCUGCCUAACACUCUGGUUUAUUUAUUCAUUCCUGGCCUUUUUAGCAACCAUAGUCCUUUAUAUUUUGCUAACACAAAAAGAUUCUUUUCGAAGAUGGGUCUAACUUGUCAUAUCGCCAAAAUUCAUAGUGAGGCAUCGGUGGAGCGAAACUCGUGGGAAUUGAAACAAUACAUUGAGGAGCUGUACUGGGGAUCUGGAAAGCGCGUACUGCUGCUAGGGCACAGCAAAGGCGGUAUUGAUGCGGCGGCCGCGCUAUCCAUAUACUGGCCCGAUUUGAAGGAAAAGGUCGCAGGCCUUGCACUUGUUCAGAGCCCGUACGGCGGAAGCCCGCUCGCAUCAGAUAUCCUCCGCGAAGGCCAGAUUGCUGACAAGGAAGCGCGAAGAAUCAUGGAGUUCAUUAUAUGCAAACUAAUCAAGGGUGAUAUGAGAGCUUUGGAGGAUCUAACUUACGAGAAGCGAAUGGACUUCAUUGCCACGCACCGGCUCCCCUACGAGCAUGUCCCGCUCAUCUCUUUCCACACGGAAGCCAGCACGGCGCCUGGCGUCCUCGCCACGAUGUCCCACAUCGCCCAUGCCGAGCUCCCUUUCCUCCCUCUCCCGCACUUCCUCUCCGAGGCCUACUACGCGGACUCGAGCCUAGCCAACCGCAAAGUGCCGGUCGUCAUCCCUCUCUCUGCCGCCAUGGCAGUCAGCGCUUUUCACUUACGGUUACGGUAUGGCGAGAAGAGCGACGGUUUGGUGGCUCGGCGCGACGCCGAGGUGCCCGGGUCGGUCGCGGUGAGGCUGGACCGGAAGUUGGAUCAUGCGUGGAUGGUGUAUUCGUCUAUGAAGAAGGACGAGGUCGAGGCCGACGCGAGUGAGAUGUGCGAGGCUUUACUGACCAUGCUCGUCGAGAUCGGCCGGAUGAGGAAAAAGUCUGAGUAAUUCUAUUAGAAAUUGUGCUUUGCUAACAUGCAAAGCGCGAAGUUUAGUGAUAAUGGAGAUGUGUCAGUGUCUUGUUUCUGUUUGUUCAAAAAUACUGGUUUUGUAGAACAUUGUGGCAAUUUGAAAAUGAAACUGCGUGUAAAGUUACACCUUAUAUGAAGCACAUAAUGAUGUGAUUAAACUUGAAUAAAAGAAAAAAGGUAAUUGUGUGGGAAUUAUCAA